CCGCGAGCCUUGCUCUCUCUCCCUCUGCUCUGCUCAAUCUCUCCGUGAUCCAGCAGGGAAACAGAAUGCCGGAAGUGGGGUUUCGGGAUACAGAGUUUCGGGACUCGUAACCGUUGAAAGUUCACACAACCAAGAAACCUACUUUCCCCGAGAAUCAAAGCUUUUCCGGUUGCUUGUGUUCGUCAGCUUUUGUUUCACCGUUUCAUUCAUCCGGACGUUUACAAUGGGGCUCCCGGCGCUGGAAUUCAGCGACUCUUUUCUGGACAGUCCUGACUUCAGAGAGCGACUCAAAUGCCACGAGAUUGAACUGGAUCGUACCAAUAAAUUCAUCAAGGAACUAAUCAAAGAUGGAAAUAUGCUUAUAAGUGCGCUUAAAAGUCUUUCUGCAGCUGUGCAGAAAUUCUCCCAGUCGCUUCAGGAUUUCCAGUUUGAAUGCAUUGGAGAUGCUGAGACUGAUGAUGAGAUUAACAUUGCACAGUCAUUAAAGGAAUUCUCCCAGCUGCUGAACACGGUGGAGGAGGAAAGACGGCGGCUUAUACAGAAUGCCGAUGACGUCUUGAUCACACCGCUGGAGAAGUUUCGCAAAGAGCAGAUCGGAGCGGCCAAAGAAGGGAGGAAGAAAUUUGACAAGGAGACAGAGAAGUAUUACACCGUUUUGGAAAAGCACUUAAGCCUGUCUUCAAGAAAGAAAGAGUCACUUUUGCAAGAGGCAGACACACAGAUCAGUAAGGAAAGACAGGUCUUCUACGACGCCUCCCUCGAGUAUGUUUUCAAAAUCCAAGAAGUACAAGAGAGGAAAAAGUUUGAGUUUGUUGAGCCGCUGCUGGCCUUCCUCCAAGGACUGUUCACUUUUUACCAUGAGGGUUACGAGCUGGCCCAUGAGUUUGAGCCGUACAAGCAACAGCUCCAGUUCAACCUUCAGAAUACGAGAAAUAACUUCGAGAGCACAAGACAGGAAGUGGAGAAUCUGAUGAGAAGGAUAAGAUCAGCAGAGCAGGACUUUAAAGCUCCGGGACAGUGGACGAUGGAGGGCUUCCUCUAUGUGCAGGAGAAACGACCUUUGGGUUGCACAUGGACUCGUCAUUACUGCACGUAUGAGAAAGGGACCAAGAUGUUUACCAUGAGCAACUCUGAGCUCAAGACUGGAGGCAAACAGAAUGGACUGAUCAUGAGCCCCCCUGAGAUGUUUAAGCUGAAGUCCUGCAUCAGACGCAGGACUGACUCUAUUGACAAGCGCUUCUGCUUCGACAUCGAGGUGGUGGAAAGAGGUAACCCCUCUGAAGGGCCUCUGUUCAGUUAUCUGCAAUGCUUCUAUAAAGCUCAUCGGCAUGGCAUCAUCACCCUUCAGGCUCUCUCUGAAUCCAACAGACGGUUGUGGAUGGAGGCCAUGGAUGGAAAAGAGCCGAUUUACACCCUUCCAGCACUUCUGAGCAAGAAAGAGGAAACGUUCCUGAACGAAGCAGGUUUUAAUUUUGUGAGGAAGUGUAUUGAGUCUGUGGAAGCCAGAGGUAUCAACACAUUGGGGCUGUACAGGAUAGGUGGAGUAAACUCUAAAGUCCAGCGGCUGAUGACCUCAGUCUUUGCGGCCAAAGCUCCUGCAGACUUGGACCUUGAUCCAGACACCUGGGAUAACAAGACCAUCACCAGUGGCUUGAAGAAUUACCUCAGAUGUCUGGCAGAACCUCUCAUGACCUACAGACUUCAUAAAGACUUCAUCAUGGCAGUCAAAUCUGAUGAUCAGAAUUACAGGGUCUGUGCGGUUCAUGCGCUCGUUUACAAACUUCCUGACAAGAAUAAAGAUAUGCUGGAUCUUCUGAUCAAACAUCUUCAUGUGGUUUCUACACAUAGUCAGAAGAAUCUGAUGACCGUGUCUAACCUGGGUGUGAUUUUUGGACCAACACUCAUGCGCUCUCAGGAGGAGACAGUCGCUGCCAUGAUGAACAUCAAGUUCCAGAAUAUUGUGGUGGAGAUCCUCAUCGAAAACUACGACAAGAUAUUUCAUCAAGCUCCAGACCCUAAUGUCCCCCUGCCACAUCCUCAGUCUCACUCUCAGUCUCGUGGCGGUGCCCGACGCAGCAAAGCCAUCUGUCUGUCAUCCGGCUCCCGCAAAUCCAGGGGCCUAUACCCUCCUGCCCUGUGCCUGGCUGAUGCUGACAGCGACACGUUCAGCAGCAGCCCAAGCAGCACCCCUAUGGGCAGCAUGGAGUCUCUCUCAUCCCACUCUUCAGAGCAGAACAGUUGCUCCAAAACAGGCUCUCCGUCUCGGAACAAACACAAGGCCUCAGGGAGUCUGUGCUGGACCACUCCAUCUCCCUCCUCCAAUGGGCCAAAAAGCCCCGCUUGCACCACCAGCCCCGAUUCCAGCUCUAAGGAGGACGCCAACAAGACGGAUGGAGAAUGGGAAGAAGCGCUGAGUACAAGCCCAGGCGAUCGAAGCUCUCCGACCUCAGAGCUCCUGCACAGGACUCUGGGAGAGACAGCGGAGGAUCAGCGCAGUCUGUCCUCCUGCUCCUCUCUUACGUCACUGCACAUUUCUGAGGGUUUCAGGAGUUGUCAUGGCUCCAUCCAGAGUCUGGUGUCCCGCAGUCAGAGAGACAGUCUCAAAUCUCUCCAUCUGCCGGAUCUUCCUCCCAAAGACGGCAUGAGAUUCAGAGACGAUUCCUCUGCCAGCAAUGGCUACCAGAGACCGGGAUCUGUUGUGGCCUGCCGAGCAGCAAUCUUUGAGUGUCCUGUGAUUUCUCAGCCUACAACAGGAAGAGACGCGAAAGCCUUGUAUUCCUGUCAAGCGGAGCACAGUCAUGAGCUGAGUUUCCCCCAGGGGGCGCACUUCUCCAACGUUUAUCCUUCAGUUGAACCUGGAUGGCUCCAAGCUACAUUUGACGGCAAAACGGGACUCAUCCCAGAGAAUUAUGUGGAAUAUCUCUGAGGGGUUCGUAAAAGUCAAAAACAAAGUCCAUGGUAUCCAUGGUGUUCAUUUCAGCACAAAAAGGGACCAUUAAUAUGUACAGCUUUACUGUAUGUAAAUAGUGCAUAGUAUUAUAACCAUGUCAUUAACCGCUGCAUAUGAUUUAAGUUAAUUCAGGAUGUAAAAAUCACCUUAUGCAUUGUAGAUUGUAUUACCAUACUAGGUACAUGCGGACUGAAGACUGUAUUGACUGUAUUUAUGCACACCCCAUAAUGCGGAUGUGUGUGAUGCUUUUAAACUGUAGACAUGAGCUCAUAACACUCUGAUCAGUGUUGCGGUACAGCUCUGAAGGAAACUGUGGAUUUUUAUUAUACUUUAGAGGGAGAAUUAUAUCUGUACCUUAUGUGUUAAUUAACCACCAUAAUAAGUAGCAGAAGAUACUGUAUUUCCCAAUGAGAUGUUUGUGAAAUUUGUUGGUAGUGUUUUAGGGACUUUCUUUUCAGUGAUGCUCGAAGAUCAGGUAUGUUUGGGAGAUGCAGGUCAUCUUUCAUUCCAGUAAUCGGUGAGUGUUUUGGUCAAAUCAAUUCAAACGAGUUUGCAUACAGUUUCAAAGCCUUUAUUGGUACCUCUGAAUCUUUUUCUGUCCUUAACAUUUUUAUUGACUGACUUUAUGAGCCAAAAGUGUCUUAUAUGCUUCUGAAUGUUGUUUGAAUUCUACUAAAAUACUGUCCGUUAGUGGCAAUUGGUAAAAUGAUGUAACAAAAAAGUGUUAUUUGUGAAUUUUUUAGCUUAUGAGUACAUUUGUUGUGUGUAAUAUAGUGGAUUUUGUAAUGAAGUACAAUCAAGAAUUGAGAAAAUACUUCUGACAGUGUUCAAUUUUUUAGUUUUUAGUUGAAAUUUGUUAUAGUUUGUCCUCACGAAAAUGCAGUUGUUCAAGUAUAGUUCUGCUGUAUUUUAUUUUACACUGGUUUAGCAUUUCUGUAUGUUAAAAUGAAAAAAAAAAACCUUUUAUUAAUGUCAUUCACAGAUUAACUUAAUGUUUCAUGAAGCAUUUUAACUAUUAAAAUAUCAUUGUUUAUUUACUGAAA
Messenger RNA from Danio aesculapii, 3993 nucleotides. RefSeq names its product Rho GTPase activating protein 42a (gene arhgap42a). NCBI's taxonomy places the organism in Eukaryota, Metazoa, Chordata, Actinopteri, Cypriniformes, Danionidae. Gene Ontology annotation, cellular component: cytoplasm. The transcript has 25 exons. Gene Ontology annotation, biological process: signal transduction. Gene Ontology annotation, molecular function: GTPase activator activity; protein binding. Bases 224 to 2926 code for a protein of 900 amino acids. The record is from RefSeq and is a predicted model, not a curated record.